GGUGCGGUGAGGGGCGGAGAGAUCCGUGCGGGUGGGGGCGCGGUGAGGCGGCCCUGUGAGGGAGGCGGCGGCGGCGGCGCGGGGCGAGGGGACGCGCUGUGCUGGGCCGGGCCCCGCAGGACACCUCCCCUCGGCAAGCAGAGCUGUGUCUGAUGGCAAGGGCUGCCCAGAUUGCUGAGGAGGCGUGCUGACCUCCCCAGCGCUCCCGGACUUCUGAGGGAAAGCAGCGAGGGACUCACCCUGCACGCUGCAGCCUGGUUCUGAACGUUUGCUCACUGCUGCAGUUACUGGAGCUGUGGCAGAGUGGCCAGCCUGCUGGGAGAGCUGUGUGCUUGCUGGGGGAGAACGAGGAGGUAUGGAGAACUUGGUGGCUGGCUCCACCCUUCCUCCUCUUUUUGCAGAUGAAGAUGGAUCUAAGGAAGGUAGUGAUAUUACUGUGACUGGAUUAGCUCAUUCGGAGAGUUCAUUCACUGGUGGAACUUCGCAGCCUGUGAAUAACCCAGAUUUGGUGGAGGAUUUGUCACAGGUUCAGCAGCUGCAAAAUGAGUCCACUAACACUGCUGAAAACACUGAGCAGAAGCCUGAGGAGGAGCAGCAAAGAACUAAACGAGGAGGCUGGGCCAAAGGGAGAAAGAGGAAGAAACCUCUUAGGGACAGCAAUGCCCCCAAGUCCCCCCUCACAGGGUACGUGCGAUUCAUGAAUGAGCGUAGGGAGCAGCUUCGAGCGAAGAGGCCCGAAGUCCCGUUCCCAGAGAUCACCAGGAUGCUGGGCAAUGAGUGGAGCAAACUUCCUCCCGAGGAGAAACGGCGAUACCUUGAUGAAGCAGAUAGAGAUAAGGAGCGUUAUAUGCGGGAACUGGAGCAGUAUCAGAAGACUGAAGCCUACAAAGUCUUCAGCAGGAAAGCACAGGACAGACAAAAAGGCAAAUCACACCGACAAGAUGGAGCAAGACAGCCAGUACAUGAUCAUGAGAAAGAAGCAGACACGAAAGAGAGAUCAGUCUUCGAUAUCCCAAUAUUCACAGAAGAAUUUCUGAAUCAUAGUAAAGCACGCGAAGCCGAGCUGCGACAGCUGCGUAAAUCCAACAUGGAGUUCGAGGAGAGGAAUGCUGCUCUGCAGAAACAUGUGGAGAGUAUGCGUACGGCAGUGGAGAAACUGGAGGUGGAUGUCAUACAAGAGCGUAGCCGCAACACAGUGCUGCAGCAGCAUUUAGAGACCUUGCGGCAAGCGCUGACGACCAGCUUUGCCGGAGUCCCGCUACCAGGUAGCGGGGAAACACCCACGAUGGAAACUAUUGAUUCCUACAUGAAUAGGCUGCACGGGAUUAUUAUGGCCAACCCCCAGGAGAACGAGAACCUCAUAGCCACGGUCCGGGAUGUGGUAAACAGACUCGAACGCUAGUGACCAGGUCUCGUGACCCGGGGAUACUUUACAAAAUUUCUUUGGCCAGUGUGGAAUACGAAGCCAUGAGGGAAAGACUAGGGGUGGUGGAAGGCAGAUGUGCAGGUUUGUCCUGGUCCCUGCCUUUGUGGUUUGUCAGUGGGACAAACAGAUCAAUGCAUUAAAAGGUCUUAAGAAGCCACGGAUAUCACCCGCUAAACAUUUUGGAACCCUUAAGUGCAUGCAACUUCUGUGCAAUCUUCAGUUUCUUAUUAAUUCUGCUAGAUGUGAGGGUGCAGAUGUUCUGUGGACUUGCUGACUACGGAGAUGAAACCUCUGUGAAGUGAAGUCAGCCUGUGUGUCGUAGUAAUACCUUGUGUUAUACUGCUUAACGUCUUCUAGUGUCUUUCAGUUUGUUCUCAUGUUUAUCUUGUGAAAUGGCCUUCCUCCAUUUUAGUUUUCUUUUGAUCUUUUUAUGAUACUUUCAGUACUGGAUAGCAGCGCUUGUGUUCUUCACUAUAAUGGGCAGUCUUCCUUGGUGCGCUGUCUUGUUCUCCCCUGCCUGUGGUGUUUACAUAAGCUAAUCUUCAGCAGAACUGCUUUCUGUGUCAGCCAGCAACUUCAACAAUAUGAAUUUGCUUGAGACUGGCUGCAAUUGGUACUUUGUGACUUGAUUCUACCAGGAGAUGGACUUCUUUCCUUCUCUCCAAGCACCUCCCUUGCACACAGCAACCUGCCCUUCUGCGCAGACCUGCUGUUGUGUGUUUUACUACCACAUAGAUCAGCGAUAGUCAAGGUAGAAAGUGAAGCGUUAGCUUUUUGCAGUUGGCUGGGAAAAUAGAAAUCUCCAUUUUAGACCACCACAAAGCACAGUUUGCCUUUCCUCUGAUACGUUGCUCGCUCUGAUUUAGCUGUCUGCUUACUUUUAGAGAGAAUGAUCUCACGGUGAGAGUAGUAUUCUAUAUUAAGAGAAAUGAGCAGGGGAAUUGCAUUUUCUCUGCCCUUCUGAAAUCGGUGCUGGAAAGCGGUGUGCCUGGAAGCAGCACGUGUAUUUUUGCAUAAAUUAUUGUAGCAGAGAAGGUUAUUGGCAGCUAGGCCCACAUAGCAGCCCAUGGUAUUCUACAUUACAGCAUAUAAGUGCUUUUUGACUUUUGUACAGGUUAAGUGCAGUCUGUGAAGCCUAUAUUAUUCAGCAUGUUAUGUUCCUGUGUGACCUAAAUGACCUUUUACUUGCAUAAAGUAGAACUUAGCACACUGGAGACUAAUUUUUCUGAACUGCGACUGCACUUCUUGUCCAAGAUGGCACCUACUGUCUGCACUAACUUAUGUAAAUCAUUUGCUGGCCUUUGAUUCCUGUCAUAUUUUUAAUUCAGACUGUGGUUAAGCACCUGUUGGACAUCUGUGAGCUUAAUGGUAAUGAUGGAAAUGCGCUUUCUUCCACGUGACGAUCUCCUUGCUCCUCCUUCAGAAAUCUUUCAGGUUUUCCCUGUUGUGAAUUGGAGAUUGCUUUUAUUACUUGAGUGCGUUGCAGUCGGGAUCUCUUUCGUGUAUCUGUAAUGCAAGUAUUUGAAGAUUAAACACCAGUUUCUUUUUUCCCACGCUACGUACACAGACUUCAUGCUUGCCUGAAGCCAUCUCCAGGUCAUCACCUUGUAUGUCAGGUCUCUGCUUUCUCAUGGACUGACUGCUGCAGCCAAGCAGCAAGGAUUUUCAUGUAUUUUCAAGUCUUCCUUUAGGGAGGAAACUCCUUUCUGUCGUCUUCGGGCUCAUUAUCAAGACUUCACAAGAAAGAACCUUAAUUUGCUGAAUUGACCUCCAUUAUUUUCUGUAACGUGGAUGAGUCCAACUGAUGUUGAUGUGAACUUUUUUAGUGGAUUCUAUGGCAAAUGUUGUGUUGGGAAGAAAUCCUAUGGAUUGAUGUCUUCAGAAGACGCACUCAUACCUUCCUCUCCUGUGCAUGUCUGGAUUUGUAGCAUUAGUGGUGUUUUGCUUGGAUUUCAUUGUGGCCAAAACGGACUGCAUAGCCAAAAGUUGAUUCAUGAAAUUCUAAAGUUGUCUGUGACAUCUGACCUAAUAUAUCCCACAAAGAUUCCAGAAAUUGUUACGUAGUGUGAUAGUAGGAUGCAAUUCCAGCCUGUGAUGUACGCAUUCCGUAAAUAAGGUAUGGGUGGCUGCAGGCUGCCCCUGCUUACAUAAAUUCAAUACAGCCAUCAGCUUGUGGCAUACUGCUAAUUCCUCAUUCUGUUGAGUAGCAUGUAAGCGGUCCAGGAUGGGAGACUGAAGACGAUAUUAUGAACUGGAGGUUGACAAACCUUUUGAUUUUCCCACGAGGAAGGAGGGGCAGCAUUAUACCCAUCUGUGGAAAAAGCAAUUUCUUGCUUACCACUGAUACACCAAUUAAUGUUUUGUCUCAUUAAGAUGCUUCUUAUUUACACUGAUCCACCCUAUAAAAUGGAUUUUGUCUUUCCAGUGUCUUUGAGUGUCACUUCAGUUUACAUUUUUCAGUGUUUGCUGAUGUGGAAAACAAAUGAAAAUAUUGGUGUCAAGGAGAGGAGCAGGACAAAAUGUUUUCAUCGCUUAAAGAAGUGUUAAGAGAAAUACAUGAAAACAGAAUUAAAUUACUUGGAUUAAUGUGUUUGGAAUUGUUGAGAUGCCAAUUUUUCUGUAAAACGCUUUUGUAAUUAAACUUUUGGAGUCCUGUUGUUUUUAAGGAGUUGAUGUGCUAGUUUGACACUUGCUUCAUUAAAAUCCAUUCUGAUUCAAUUUUAA
Numida meleagris (helmeted guineafowl) is the source of this 4150-nucleotide messenger RNA. RefSeq names its product high mobility group 20A (gene HMG20A). Lineage: Eukaryota; Metazoa; Chordata; Aves; Galliformes; Numididae. The record is from RefSeq and is a predicted model, not a curated record. Gene Ontology annotation, biological process: regulation of gene expression. The transcript is spliced from 12 exons. Bases 356 to 1402 code for a protein of 348 amino acids. Gene Ontology annotation, cellular component: nucleus.